Hyla sarda is the source of this 1427-nucleotide messenger RNA. RefSeq names its product borealin-2-like. Gene Ontology annotation, cellular component: chromosome, centromeric region; chromosome passenger complex; spindle midzone. The coding region runs from base 433 to 1308 and encodes 291 amino acids. The transcript has 10 exons. The record is from RefSeq and is a predicted model, not a curated record. Lineage: Eukaryota; Metazoa; Chordata; Amphibia; Anura; Hylidae. Gene Ontology annotation, biological process: mitotic sister chromatid segregation.
AUUAGUUAAAAAAUAUAAGGAAAAAAAUCUACAUUACAAGAAGCUUGUAGCCUUAUUGAUGGAGGAGGCACUAGGUAUAACUGACAAGUCCUCUUUCAUGCAUAGGCUCUAUAUGGAGACUCUGGGGUGAUUUAUCAAACCUUUUGCAAACAGGAGUAGUUGCCCAUAGCAACCAACCAGAGUCCCGCUUUUGUUUUUCAGCGGCCUUUUUCAAAAUGAAAGGUGGAUUCUGGUUGCUAUGGACAACUGCUCCCUUGCACAGGUUUGAUAGAUCUCCCUCUCUGUCCUUACCUCAUUCCCUGUUAGAGUGACUCCGCCCCUGUGUUUGCAGCCGCAGGUGUUACAAUGCAGCCUCACUUCCUCCUAAUAUAAAGACAAGCUCUGGAAGACUUGUAUAGUUUACUUGCAAGGCCAGUUUGAUUUCCUAGGAAAAUGCCCCCAAAGAGAACCAGGAAGAGGUUGGGAUCCAGGGCUCAGGGGAGUGGGGAUUCUGGGUUGGGAAUGGUGGAUCCACUGCAGGAACAGAAGAAUGAGAAAAUCCGACUAUUCAUGCAGGACUUCAUACAGCAAAGGAAGGAACGUAUGAAAGAUGUCAAGAAGGAGCUAGAGGUUCUCACAAUGCUCCCAGACCAAAUCCUGGAGGUGGAGCUUUUGAAGAUGCCCAUGUCCGUAAGACAGAUGACGGUUGGGGAAUAUUACAAGCUGAUGGAAUUGAACAAGGCAGAGUCUGCUCCUGUUCUGAAGGCUGACAGUCUGGAUGAAGAGCUGCGAGAGGCAAAAGUUGUAAGAAAGAAUAGCAAGAAAGUUAAGGUGACCACAUCUGUGGAAUAUCAUGAAACUUUGGCCUCUAAAGUGAUGUCCACAACGCAGAAGAAUAGGACCAUCCAAAAGGUUUCCAAAAGUAAAUCUCUUGUUUCACUCGUAAAUGAUGGGAAGAAAACGCCAUCUCUAGCCAGGUCUAUAUCUGCAACUCCACUUAAUAAAGCUUCCAAGAAGAUGGCCUCAGUAUCUUCUUGCAGAACUGCAUCCAGAACCUCAAGAAAUGCCACAGGCCCUCCCACUCGGUCCUCAAAAACCAGAGCCUUCUCAUCGCUGAGUGACAACCUUCCAUUACAUGAAGGCCUUCCGUUUGUACAUAUACCAUUGUUGGAUGGGCAGACUUUAUCAUCAGAAUAUGAUGACCUGGAGUCACUGGAUGUGGAGCUGCUAAGACAAGACACUGUGCAGCACAUACACACGCUUGUGGGACAGCUUACCAGCCUAUGUGCAAAAGCAUCAACGCAGCAUCUUGCGGGUGGCCAGGGGUAAUUUUCAUGACGCUGUAACUUUGGCUCAGUCGUUGGGUGAAGGACAGGAGGCCAUCCCAGCAGUAGUUUUAGUAAUGUCUUUAUUUAUGUGAAUGACUUUGUAAUACAAAUAAACAUUAA